Molecule: messenger RNA, 3626 nt
Organism: Osmerus eperlanus (European smelt)
Lineage: Eukaryota; Metazoa; Chordata; Actinopteri; Osmeriformes; Osmeridae
Gene: nkain2
Product: sodium/potassium transporting ATPase interacting 2
Exons: 7
Coding region: 1047-1673 (208 amino acids)
Biological process (GO): regulation of sodium ion transport
Source: RefSeq, a predicted model, not a curated record
UGGUGGGGCUGGCGACAGCGCAAGGUGCACCGCGUCGUUCUAUUGUCCCCGUUUUUACCGGAUUGUCUCGGCCACCGACCACAGUCUGUCAACGAUACAGUAACCAACUGAACCUGCGCUUAAAUCAUGGUAAAUGUUUUUCUUUCUUUCUAUAAAUUAAUAAAUGGGAUUGAAACAGGAGGACGCACGGGACUGAAGAUACCCUGUUCAGCUUCAACGCUUUCUGACAAGAACGGAUAUAAUUCAACUGAUAUAAUCUGCUGCACUCGUCUUUCUAAGACUGAAAUUAACAUUUAAAAUACGGAUACUUCAUCCUCGAAUGGUUUACAUCCCACAUAUUAUUUUUGAGUUGUCUUCAAGCCUUAAGAGAUAUCGAGGUUUAUCAGGCUUCGGUUACAUUUCUUCAAGAGCCCAAGGCAACCUUUCCCGGGAGGGAGGAGCGAGGAGACUAGAGGAACCGUCUCCGUCAACAACAUUGCAUUGUUUCUCUGCAAAAGACCAUAUCAAGGCGACACUGAUAUGCUAACAUUACUGCAAUGAUCCAAGUGGCCUGGAUAUAGCCUUGUGUUUGUAGUGCUUGGCGUGCCUGGGUGCAUUGAUUGCCAAUUUAAGACAUCAGGCGCAGCCAGUAAUCCAUGUGUUUUAUCUUGUUUUAUCUAAUGGUUUGCUUAUGAUCUAUUGGCCAAGAUAAUGCGGCUACAUAAGAACCACGGACUUUCGAAAGGUUGAACAACUUGACAUUCAAUCCACAUUUGCCCUGUGUUAGAUUAAAUAGUAUGAAGGAUUAGCAAAUUGAACCAAUCCGUUUUCCCUGUUUGCCUUUACCCUUGAAUUGUGUUAUAGGCUACACUGCGCACCAAUCCUACAGACUAUAGUUUGGAUAUAGCCUAAUCAGCUUCUUUGCGUCUAAACAUUAUCCGAAACCUCUGCUCACACGUACCGCGGCCAAGCAGUCCUCGCCCCUACCCGGUUACCAAGAGGCUACGGAGAUUUGGGAGUUACAGCGACCCACGUGGAGGGAGAACUGCCGUGGACCGGCAGACACCAUGGGUUGUUGCAGCGGCCGGUGCACGCUGGCUUUCAUCUGCGGCAUGCAGCUGGUCAGUGUUCUGGAGCGCCAGGUCUUUGACUUCCUGGGGUACCAGUGGGCCCCCAUCCUCACCAACUUCCUGCACAUCAUCCUGGUCAUCCUCGGCCUCUUUGGGACCAUCCAGUUCAGGCCUCGCUACGUCACAGGGUAUGCCGCGUGGCUGGUGCUGUGGAUGACCUGGAACGUCUUCAUCAUCUGUUUCUACCUGGAGGUGGGGGACCUGUCCAAGGACUCUGACCUCAUCAUGACCUUCAACAUCUCCAUGCAUCGCUCCUGGUGGAUGGAGAACGGCCCAGGAUGCAGGGUGACCCCGGUAACCCCCCCUCCAUCCUGGGCCCCGGAGGACCACCGCUACAUCAGCAUCUCAGGCUGUCUGCUGGACUAUCAGUACCUGGAGGUGGCCCACAGCUCUCUGCAGAUUCUACUGGCUCUGGUGGGGUUCAUCUAUGCCUGCUACGUGGUCAAGCUGAUCUCAGAAGAGGAGGACAGCUUUGAUUUUAUAGGAGGCUUCGACUCUUAUGGAUACCAGGGACCUCAGAAAACCUCCCACCUGCAACUCCAACCGAUGUACAUGUCAAAGUAACGCGGACUGCCUUACCAACAUCAAAAGCUACUGUUUUAACUUCCUGUCCAUUUCUUCAAUGUCUUAAACAUGAUACUGUGUCUUAAAGUAUGUGAAGAGCCAGAGACUCCAUGCUCUAACCUCAGAGAGAACACAGUGGAUGUUCCUGUGCGUGUGUGUGUGUAUGUGUGUAUGUGUGUGUGUGUGUAGGACGGGGUGACUGAGUGUGUGUCUAGUAUUGUGUCUGAGCCGGGCCUGGACUAGGCCAGUCUGCUGGAGCAACAGUGCCACCAUGUGGCUCUACAUGGUCACCACAGGAGAAAUACAGAACCUCUACUCUCGGAGCUGGACGACAGAGACACAUCAGGGAGCCAAUAGUAUUAAUCUCCCGGACCACGCCCAAUUGGCCAUGUUGACCCGUUGGAAUACUGCCAACUCGCUCCCUAAGUGUUCCAACUGUGUUCCCACUUAAAUGAUUGGACAAUACUCUUCACCUUGAGGAAUGUCCAAUACCUGAUCAAUACCUGAUCGAUGAGCCUCUAGUCUUUCUGUGUUUGUGACACAGGGAAUCUCAAUCGGAGCAGCAGAGCUCUAGGCCCAAAUCUCCCUGGACAUAUUAGUCCUGACAGUGCCCAGGACUGUAGACGGACAGAUGGCAGACUGAGCUUGGCUAUCAGGUGGAUCACAGGAACACCAGGCCCAGACAGCCGGUCUGGACAUUUCUAGAGGCAUUUGUGUUUGCAUGAGGUGUCGACUCUGUGCCCUAUUUAUUCUCUGACAUCACUGGAUUGUUCCCAGACUAGCUAGUGCUGUGUGCUAGCAUGCUAACUGGCAAGACUGCUGAGUAGCUAGAAAGGUAUUCUAACUGGCUAACCUGCAGACUAGCUAGAGCGGUGUGCUAACCUGCAGACUAGCUAAAGGGGUGUGUUAGCUACUAGCCUUCCCUGUUACACUGAGUGUGAACUUUGUGCUUUUCUAAGACAACGUUGAGUCUCUCCUAAUGACAAUGACGUACACUUACAAACUAUUAUGAAACUUCUUUAAAAUUCUAGGCAUUUUUAACAUGUGUGACAGUGUUUACUCUUUUUAUAGUUGAAUACUAAUUGCUGAUGUUGUGUAUGUGGGGCCUUGUAUUCUUUUAACUGUAUAAUGUGUCAGGGGAGUGGAGUUGGGUGGGGUGGGUGGGGGGGGGGGGCAGGGUGUAUAGUGUCAGGACAGCCCUGGGUUGGGGUGGGGACAGUAUCUAAAGUGACUGAAACAUGUUUCUGUGUGGUGGACUAGAACCCUAGAUCUAUCAGGAUCACCUCUCAACUAUCAACCCAACUAGGGAAUCAAACCCCGGUCUCACUUGACUGCAUUAGCAUGCUGAGCAUUAGCUCUGGGAACACUUCAGGUCUCAGUGAAUCACCUCUGUUACAGGAGCAUCAGCCUCUAGAUCUUAUGACAGGGUCUUCUCAAUUUGACCAGGUCUCCAUGGCAACCAACUGAGCAUGUCUGGACCUUGAACUUUCAGUAACCCUAACCACAACCCUUCCCACCGGAUAGCUCUUCCUGUCACAGAGGCCAAAGAUACCAGGAGUUUACUAAGAUGAUCCACUUCAUCAUCGGAGAGUGGGAAACAAUGUCUGCAAUAAACACAGAAAAUUCCAAAUUUCAAAUUUGUGGAACUGGCAGAAAUUUUUCCUGGUUAAAUAAAAAGAGCAAGUAAUUUGGCACACACGUCAUUGAUCACAACAUGAAGUACAUUUGACCCAAAUUCCCAUGUUAGGGGACAGGGAGAGAGAGACGCUCAUGGUCAGAGAGAGCAGCACUAGAGUGGUUAACAUAGUGAAGCAGAGCUACCAGGAGAGGCCUGGGGGCCAGAGACUUGAGUUCUACUGAAUUCUACCAUUCUCUCUAGAUGUAGACGUUUUAUAUUUAUGUUACUUUUCAAAAAGACUGUAAAUAUAAUAAAAGCCAACUAUGGAAAAGGCC